Molecule: messenger RNA, 5340 nt
Organism: Phragmites australis (common reed)
Lineage: Eukaryota; Viridiplantae; Streptophyta; Magnoliopsida; Poales; Poaceae
Product: protein HUA2-LIKE 2-like
Exons: 12
Coding region: 248-4693 (1481 amino acids)
Biological process (GO): regulation of transcription by RNA polymerase II
Cellular component (GO): nucleus
Molecular function (GO): transcription coregulator activity; double-stranded DNA binding
Source: RefSeq, a predicted model, not a curated record
AAAAUAGACGAGAAAAAGGGAAAAGGCGCCGGUAAAAUCAAAUCGAAAAUUGUCUAAGCCCAAGCGGCCUCAGCAUCGCCAUUCGCCACUACGGCACCACAUGCCUCCCGCCGCCGCUGCCACGAAGUCUGGACCCGCCUCCGCCUCCGCCGCGCGCCCCAUGAUCCGGCGGCGCUACUGCCUCUGGCGCUAGCCGCAACAGAGGCGCCCUCUCACCGCCGGUGGCGGGUGGGCGGGACGGUCAGCGAUGCCGCCGGCCCGUAAGAAGCGCGGGGCGGCCGCUGCUGCCGCCGCAGCUGCCGCGGCGGCGGCGCAGUGGAAGGUGGGCGACCUCGUUCUCGCUAAGAUGAAGGGCUUCCCCCCGUGGCCGGCCAUGAUAAGCGAGCCACAGCAAUGGGGCCUUUCUCCAGUUAAAAAGAAGUUGCUGGUGUACUUUUAUGGAACUAAACAGAUUGCUUUCUGUAACUAUGCUGACCUUGAGGCAUUCACGGAAGAGAAAAAGAAAUCUUUACUUGCUAAGCAACAUGGCAAAGGAGCAGAUUUUGUCCGAGCAGUUAAGGAAAUAGUUGAGAUUUAUGAUUCUUUAAAGACAGAGAAUAAUAAUAAGAGUGGUCUUACUAAAAAUAGUGUGAGGCCAGAUGUUGAAAAUCUUGUCAAUGACAGUAGCAGUUUAGAUGCUGGAGGUCCUGAGUAUGGUUCUGAUCCGGUCAAUGACAACAAGAUGGAGGACCGUCCCGCCUCUUCCAUGGAUCACAUCAUGAUUAGUACUCCUGUACCUAAUAUCAUUACAAUUGAGGGCGAGCGAUGUGUUGAGAAUUCUGCACUUGAUGAACCUAUCGAAAAGUUACCUGUCCUCGAUGAACUUAGACAUUCUCCUUUGCAUGCUAGUUCAUGUUCUAAGAAGAGGCAGAAAGGUUCACAGCAACAAGAUUCUUGCACACAUGGUAAUUUCACAUUGCCACGGAGGUCAAAAAGUUCAUCAGGUUCUGAGUUACGAACUAGUCUGGACUCUAGUGGGCUGAUGAAUGGUACCGAUGUGCCUUCUGUUGAUUUGAUUCCUGGUGACAAGCAGGAAGACUCUGCUCGGUACAAGAGCAUUAAUGAUGACAAACCUAACUCAUGUUCCCCUUCUGCUACAAAGGAAGUUGUGCUGUUGCAUUCCAGUCAAGGAACCUGCAGUCAACUUGGAGCCUCUGAGAUCAGUAAUGAUGAUAAAAAACUGAGUAUUGCAACAAAAAAUGUACAAAGUACUUGUAGUAUUCAAGUGCCUGAAAUUGGAGUCAAGGAUAAGGAAGUCUGGCUGAAUGAAACACACGAUCUUCUCGUGAGCACAACUCUAACUUUUAAAAGAAAAAGAAGGCCAAACACUAAUCGUGCUAGUAAUCCUGUCAUUAGUGGGGUAACAAAUAUGGAUAGUGAAUUGCAGCCUAAGUCAAGUGGAAAUCUUGUAGAUUCUCCAAAUUCAAGUAAUGAAAUUAACAAGUCAGAUGGAGAUGAGCACUUGCCUUUGGUCAAAAGGGCAAGGGUCCGGAUGGAAAGACCUCUGCUGGAUAAUGCCGCAGUUGAUGAACCAGAUGAUUCUUAUACCAUAACAGAGCUGGUUAAACAUGCAGAUCAAUGUUAUAAGUCUGGCAUGUCUACACCAUAUGGAAAAGAUUGUUCCGCUGACGGGUUACCUCCUGGCAUUGAUCCUUCACCCAAAAUCGACCUGUCCGUGUCAUCAGGAGAAGUUCAGACUGCUUGCAAGAAUAAAGAAUACCAACCAAAGGUUUUGACAUUGGAUGCAGAAGCUGCUUUGCCUCCAUCGAAACGCCUUCAUCGUGCCUUGGAAGCUAUGUCUGCUAAUGUUUCUGAAACUAUUAUUAAUCAGCCUGAAGUUACAAAGUCAAAGGAGAUUAUCCUGAAAGGCUGCACGAUAGCAGGGUCCCCUUCUAAUAGCUCUGCAGAUACACUUGUUAAAAGUCCAAAAUCUGCGAUAGCUAAAAGCCCCAAAGUAUCUUUGGGUGCACAUUCUUUGGAUGCCCCAACUGACCAAAAGCAUAUCUCACGACCUAUCAUGUUGAACAAUGAUGCCGUCUCUACUGUUUCUCCAAAUUUGAAAAAUGAUGCCAGUGAUAGUCUACCGAAAGACAAAGUUAGUGAAGAAGCCCACAUGGACGGCAACAACAUUUCUGAUUUAUCUGUUCAUAAUAGGAUUGAUAACGAUAUCUGCGGAAAAGCUCCAACCUAUUCUGUGAAAUUGAAAGAACUUGCCUCUGUAUCAUUUGAUCAACCACCUUCGCAGAAAGCAAGUGGAAAUGAGCUUGUGGAAUCAAUCGAUGGCUCUACUAAUGGUUUUGGCAAAAAUAUUGAAGGCUCUGCUGAGUCAGUUAUACAAUCAAAUGCUGUUGUCUCAGAUACUAGUGGAAGCUGCAAUCCUGAGCCACAUGAUGAGACUGUUUUAGCUGAACCAAUGGUUAAUGGUUGUGACAGAACAAGUGCCUCUUCAUUGGUUUCUAAAGUUUCAUGUAUUCAUUCUGAUGCAAGCACCAGGACAUUUGAAGCGCAUAGUUCUUCGAUCAUUGCACCGGAGGAACUCAACCACAGCUUAAGCCUAACUGAUAAGAGCUUAUCUCCAGAUGCGACGCCUAUGAAAGAACUAGUUGCUGAUGGACGUGCUCGUAGAUUCUCUCGAUCAAAUUCUUUCAUGGACAAUUUUCUAGAUUCUAAGGUUAUUUCUGAGUCUUUGGUGAAUACACCUUCACUCAAGGAAGGAUCACGUGACCGGUGUUCACCAUCAAAUCGUACGAUGAGGUCUGUGUCAGAUAGGGUUCAUACUCAACAAAAUAGUGGUAAGAAUCCUUUUGAGAACCUGCAACCAAAGGGCUUGAACAAAUUAGCAGGUCGAAAUGAGGCCAAUUCAGCACGGAGGGCGUUUGAAGCUUUCGUUGGUACACUAACACGAACAAAAGAAAGUAUAGCCCGUGCAACACGUCUUGCUCUGGAAUGUGCUAAACAUGGCAUUGCUGGGGAGGUAAUGGAUAUUAUCAUUGAACACCUGGAAAAGGAAACUAAUUUAUAUAAAAGAGUGGACCUGUUCUUCCUUGUCGAUUCAAUAAUCCGGUACUGCCGCAAUCAGAAAGGUGGAACGGGCGAUGUCUAUCCUUCUCUUAUCCAGGCAGUCCUACCACGAAUAAUAUAUGCUUCUGCACCACCUGGAAAUUCUGCAUGGGAGAAUCGGAGGCAGUGUCUUAAGGUUUUGAGGCUCUGGCUUGAGAGGAAAACCUUUUCAGAAUACAUCAUCCGCCAUCACAUUAAAGAGCUUGAAGCUCUUAAUGAGGCUUCAUUCGGAAGCUCUCACCGUCCUUCAGGUACAGAGAGAGCUUUGAAUGACCCUUUGCGUGAUGAUGAAGCAUUUCUUGUUGACGAGUAUGGAAGCAAUGCUGGUUUUCAUCUUCCGAAUUUAAUUUGCACAAAACUACUUGAAGAUGAGGAAGGAAGGUCCUCUGAGGAGAGGAGCUUUGAAGCUGUUACUCCUGAACAUGAAGUUACUGGUGCUGGUGAACAAGAUACAUCUCAAUUGCAUUCUGCGAAGCAUCAACUCAUCUUGGAAGAAGUGGACGGUGAACUUGAGAUGGAGGAUGCAGCCCCAUCAUCUGGAGCUGAAGCCGGCUUCACGUGCCACCAAGAUCUAACUAAUGCUAUCUGUACGGGAACUGUCCAACAUCUAAAUUCUAUUCCACCCCUACCUGAUGACAAACCUCCGUCUCCUCCCCCAUUGCCAUCAUCACCGCCACCUCUGCCACGUCCACCCUGUCCUGUCUCUCAAGGUUCACAUGUGCAAGGAGCAUUGCUUGUGGUAGCUGAUUGCGUUGAGCAACAUCAUCCAGGAGCCACCAACAAUGUGGAAGGCCAACACCCUUAUUCUGUUGCAAACAACCGAGGCAACAUGGAUGCAUGUGUAGCUUCCUCGCAGCCUCCAGUAUCCUAUAAUCCUGGAUACGUAGGACAUACUAAUCAGAUACUUCUGCCACCUCCACCACAGCCUGUUGCACCAUUCCAUCCUUCUGGACCCCAUGUCAACUUAUGUGGACCCUCAGUACCACAUCAUGGAAAUAACUAUCACCAACCACCAUCAGUGCCACUGCCUAAUAAUGCAUACCAUUUACAGCCACCACCCCAUUCACCUGCUCCAAAUCAGUUCCUAUAUCCACCUGAACCUGAAGAGAGAACACAGCCUUGGAAUUAUAAUCCUUCCUAUCCUGAGAGAUAUCAGUAUGGUGGACAUGACAGAGUACACCAUGACUAUGAUAGGAGACAUCACUUUGAUGAUAGAGGUCAUCACUUUGAUGAUAGGGGACAUCACUUCUAUGGUGAAGGGCAUUGCUUCGAUGAUAGAGGAUAUCACUUUGAUGAUAGAUGGCACCACUUUCAUGAUAGAGGCCCUCACUUCAGUGACAGAGCAGUUAGGGGACAAAUGCACCAUGAAGUUAUAGAUGGAGGAAGGUUUCCUCCCUACCUUCCACCAGGUCCCCCGUUUCCAGACCACUUUGAAGGGCCACCCACCCCAUUGCACUGUGGACGACCAUCGGAUCCUCCACCAAGUCCAUGUUCUGGGUGGUCUAUGCCUCAUAGGAGAUCCAAGUACCCUCCUGCUUCCAGAGAUGCAAUGGAGCCACCAGUUUCCCAUGGAGGUUGGAGGCGGCAUGGAUGACGCGAUUACGACAGAUAGCAUUAAUGACUGGGAUCAGAAGCCAGGGGCGGAUUUACCUUGGUUCAUAGGAUCCCAAAAUUUCUUGGCAAAAAAUCAGUGAUUAUUUACUUUCAGGAGGACUUUUACUCCUAGAGUGAUGAAUCUGUGGUGGGAGGUGGUACAAAUUGCAAGUAGUAUAUCUUCUUCUGAAGAUAAUGACGCCUUGUUAUGGCAAUAUAAUGCUUCUGGGCAAGAGCUGGAGAAGCAUGAAGGAACUGGAACACAGGAUCGUGCAGACAUUCGGGACUGGAAAAGCGUAUGCAAGGCUACAAACUUGGAGAAAUGGAUGGCUGUAUCGAACUAUUGGAGAUGAAGGCUGCAGCACCGCUGACGAUAGCGUCAGGUUUGGGGGCUGCAAGGAUCGUCAAGCCCGGCGUCUUACAUAUGUACGCCCAAUGAUUUUUGUAAAAAAAGAAGACAGUUAGUAGGCAUAAUACAUGUAACUGGACCAGAUUAUGUAUAUUUGAGCACAAACUCGCUAAAUAGCUCAUCCAUUUGAGCAACUGUCAGAUAGCAGACUAUGUAAUCACGAUAGUAAAGAGUAGCACACUCUUAGCAAGCAGCUUAGCAGGUUUACUGUAAAGGUGGGACCGACGCCACAUUAGCAA